UUCUCUCCUUCUUACCACUCUCACGGAUAAGAGGCGCAACCAAAGCCCCCUUUGCCCAAAAACCCCACGAGAGCUCCCCUCUAUUGCCGUCCAUGGCGACCACCACUACCCCCUCCUCCUCUCUCACAGCCCCUCUGCUCCGGCCGAGCUCGAACCCGAACCAGGCCCCGAGAUCUCUGCCGCUCCUCAGGAGCCGGAGGUGCGCUCGGGCCGUGGCGGCCGCCGCCGUCGGUGGGGUCGGCGUGGGGCCGCACGGAGCUGCUCAGAGGCGCGGGAUUUGGUCGAUAAGGGAUGACUUGGUGGUGCCGAGGUCGCCCUACUUCCCCGUGGAGUAUGCGUCGGGGCAGGAACGGGGGCCUUCGCCCAUGGUGAUGGAGCGGUUCCAGAGCGUCGUCAGCCAGCUCUUCCAGCACAGGAUUAUCCGUUGUGGUGGCCCUGUGGAGGAUGAUAUGGCUAACAUCAUCGUUGCCCAGCUGCUAUAUCUUGAUGCCAUCGAUCCUAAUAAGGAUAUCAUUAUGUAUGUGAAUUCUCCAGGAGGGUCAGUGACAGCUGGGAUGGCCAUAUUUGACACGAUGAAACAUAUCAGACCUGAUGUUUCCACAGUUUGCAUUGGACUUGCUGCAAGUAUGGGAGCUUUUCUGCUUAGCGGUGGGACAAAAGGAAAGCGAUACAGCUUACCUAACUCAAGAAUAAUGAUCCAUCAACCCCUUGGAGGAGCUCAAGGACAAGAGACUGAUCUUGAGAUCCAGGCCAAUGAGAUGUUGCACCACAAGGCUAACCUGAAUGGAUACCUAGCAUACCACACUGGGCAGCCCCUAGAUAAGAUCAACGUAGAUACUGACCGUGAUUACUUCAUGAGCGCAAAAGAGGCAAAGGAGUACGGUCUUAUUGAUGGAGUUAUCAUGAAUCCCCUUAAAGCCCUUCAACCGCUUCCUGCUUCUAGUUAGCCAUGGAGUGCUCAACCUCGGAGCAUUUUGGGGGAGGGGGGGGAUUAUCUUCUAGAACUGUGAUUGCAUCCAACUGUUUUUUAUUAGCUUGGCAAAAUAGUUUUAUGAUUCCACAUCCCGAGACUUGAAAUGUUGUAUAAUACAGAUGCACUACUAGGAGGAUAUUUAUCUUCUUGAAUGAAUAUUCCGACCUACUAGGAGGAUAUUUCUCUUCUUGAAUGAAUAUUCCGACCUAUUUGAUGCGUUUAGGAGGA
Molecule: messenger RNA, 1201 nt
Organism: Oryza brachyantha (malo sina)
Lineage: Eukaryota; Viridiplantae; Streptophyta; Magnoliopsida; Poales; Poaceae
Product: ATP-dependent Clp protease proteolytic subunit 5, chloroplastic
Exons: 9
Coding region: 93-947 (284 amino acids)
Biological process (GO): protein quality control for misfolded or incompletely synthesized proteins
Cellular component (GO): endopeptidase Clp complex
Molecular function (GO): ATPase binding; ATP-dependent peptidase activity; serine-type endopeptidase activity
Source: RefSeq, a predicted model, not a curated record